Messenger RNA from Rhagoletis pomonella (apple maggot), 1413 nucleotides. RefSeq names its product decapping nuclease DXO homolog. Gene Ontology annotation, biological process: NAD-cap decapping; nuclear-transcribed mRNA catabolic process. Gene Ontology annotation, cellular component: nucleus; cytosol. The record is from RefSeq and is a predicted model, not a curated record. The transcript has 4 exons. NCBI's taxonomy places the organism in Eukaryota, Metazoa, Arthropoda, Insecta, Diptera, Tephritidae. Gene Ontology annotation, molecular function: mRNA 5'-diphosphatase activity. The coding region runs from base 100 to 1308 and encodes 402 amino acids.
UCGAUAGUGACGCAAAAUGGUAUCGGUGGGUUGCUGUCUCCAUUAUUACACGGGAAAGCUUUAUUUUGGUUUGAUAAAAUAUUUACCGUAGUUUAAAAAAUGUUUCCAAAAUCCAGCACAGGUUUACGAGUGAGACCAAAUCGAGGUGAAACCUUACCUUUUCCACAAUUCGAAAAACCUAGACCGAUUGGAUAUUUUAGUGUAGUAGGAGGAACUUUACGAGAAUAUGAACCUUCAGCACAGCAAUUACGCUAUUACAAGCCGCCAGCAGCUAAAAAAUUCCCUCUUGACCUCAAUGAAGGCCUGCAUCUAGCAAUUAAAAAGCCCGAAUCAGUUUAUGACGAGGGGCUCGAUCAUAUUUUCAAAUUUAUUUUCGACCAUCGCGACCGUCUCACUAAGCCAUUGACGGCUUCUGAAACUUCUCAACGAAGUCUUAAUGCCGAGUUUGUGUGCUGGCGCGGGCUUUUACGUUUAUUAAUGAGUACACCCUAUGAAUUCAGAAGUGAUUGGUCUAUUGUGGUUACACGUUUCAAUGGGACCUUCUAUCUGCGCAAGCGUGACACAGAGCAGGAAAAAUUUCAACGUGCCCAAGAAACUGAGCAACAGCGAGCAUUUGCUUCCUGGGGCUUUAAAUUUGAACAAUACUGUCUAUCGGAAUCACCAUUUCUCGAACCGGACGACAAAGGGCCUGUUGAUGAGUGCAGCGAAUUUUCUUGUGUAUUUAAAACAAAACUUGCCGGCUUUGAACUGCUCUAUGGUGCUGAAAUGGAUGGAAUUAUUAGUGAACAACCCGUUCUUCUAGAUGGGGAUACAACUACUUGUUUGGAAAAUUUGAAAUUCAUCGAAGUAAAAGUACGACAGGGAAACUUGAACCGAAAUCAAAUUCAGUCUUAUAAUCGUCAUAAAACCCGCAAUUGGUGGUGCCAAUCAUUUUUAGUUGGUAUUCAAGACAUCUACGUUGGACUGCGGAAUGAAUAUGGUCUGGUAGACCGCAUCGAACACACUGAAGUGCGCUCUCUGCCCAAGCAAGGAAUGAAUCAUUGGACACCAAAUAUGUGCGUUACGUUUCUAAUAGAAUUUUUUAAUCGCGUACGUUCAUUAAUGACCGAUGUGAACUGUCCAUAUACCGUUUUUGAAUUUUACUUUAACUCCAAUCGGGGCACCAUAACAUUUGAAAACAUAAAAGGCAAAAGCGAGCAUUCCUUUCUGCCAGACUACUUCAUAGAACUUAUGCAUCCUAAGCCGCCGGUAAUCAAUGAAGAACGAAUAAAUUUACAGAGAGCGGACACGGUUACCGUAAACAUUUGAAAUAUGUAUGUACGUCAUAUGUAGUGUUAGGUAAUUAAGUCCUAAGUUUAAAUAAAACACUGAUUUUAAGUUAUUUCUAUGUUUUAUUGAAAUAAAAAAAGAAAU